Messenger RNA from Brenthis ino (lesser marbled fritillary), 243 nucleotides. The record is from the annotation of a GenBank genome assembly. Lineage: Eukaryota; Metazoa; Arthropoda; Insecta; Lepidoptera; Nymphalidae.
AUGUGUAUAAUUCAAUCACUGGCUUGUGAAAAGGCUAAAAGAGAAGUACCAAGAGAAACACCAACUGAAGGAGCAGGACUGGAAUCAAGGGAAACUAGGAAGUUAAUAGAAGACUUCAAACUACUUUGCGCUUUAUCUGAACUACCCGGUGUGGAUAUCUUUAUGAAAGGUGUCGAUAAAGUUAAAGGUGAUAAGGGUCCAAGUAAUUUAUUGAGUGUUUUAUACAAAAAAGUAGCGAAAGAU